AUAUCUCUCAUAUUUUGUUAUAAUAAUAUUCCUUUCACUAAAAAUACUAAUUUGGCGCAACAAAGAAAAAAAGACAUAAUGGAAUAUGAGUUUGGAGUUGCUGCUCUCACCUUCAUUUUUCUUCUAGCGUCCCUAUUUUGUUACUCAUGGAUAGUACUACUCGGCAACUCAAAAACACGAACAAAGCCACCACUUCCGCCCGGGCCAUACGGCCUUCCGAUUCUCGGAUACCUCCCGUUUCUCAAACACAAGUUACACCACCAGUUCACACAAUUGUCUCACAAGUACGGCCCCAUUUACCGCCUCUGGCUCGGAAGCAAACUCUACGUCGUUGUAAGUUCGCCUUCAUUGAUAAAGCAGAUAGUUCGCGAUCAUGACUCGUUAUUCGCGAACCGGGACCCGCCGGUUUCGGCCCUAAUCGCCACGGGCGGGUACGACAUCGUGUGGACGGCAAACGGUCCCUACUGGCGCGACAUGCGGAAGCUGUUCGUUCGUGAGAUGAUGAGCAACACCAACCUCCAGGCGUCGAACGUUUUCCGCACGGAUGAAGUGCGGAAGCUUAUCGGGAAUCUCGAUACGAAAAUCGGGAGUCCGGUUCAAAUUGGCGAACUCAUUUUCCUGACGGAGCUCCACGUACUGACGAGCUUGCUCUGGGGCGGUGAGAUGGACCCCACGGAGCGUAGCAGGCUUGGAGUUGAGUUUCGGCUUCAUAUUUCGAAAUUGGUUGAUUUGUUUGGAAAGCCUAAUGUUUCCGAUUUUUUUCCGGUUCUCGCCAAGUUUGAUUUUCAGGGAAUCGCAAAAGAAACGAGAGCUGUGGUAGUGGAGGUGGAACGGAUUUUGGAUUGUAUUAUUGAUGCAAAAUUGAAGAUCAUGGCGGCUGGUGGUGCUAUGGAAGGGUGUAAGGACUUUGUGGGAAUUCUUUUGGAGCUCAAGGAUAAGCAACUCGGCGAAACCUCAACUUUCGGUUUAACUCAAAUCAAAGCAAUUUUGAUGGUAAUUUUCUCCACUUUAUCCUUCAUUUCAUUUUCUUGUUGAUUUAAUAUGUUACUU
Messenger RNA from Erythranthe guttata (spotted monkey flower), 1050 nucleotides. The record is from RefSeq and is a predicted model, not a curated record. Lineage: Eukaryota; Viridiplantae; Streptophyta; Magnoliopsida; Lamiales; Phrymaceae.